AUGUCUGCUUUGGAAUGCCUUCAUUGGCGCAACUUCAACCAGACCUCCGACGACCUGGUUGGAACUGAGGGGAAGAAUGGCGUGCCACGCUAUGACGGCGAGGCGGCGAAGUUGGCCGAGUACAGCUUCCGGGUGAAGAUGAUGGAAGCCCGUACAGCUGCCAUGGACCAGACAGAAGCCAAGAAACUCGGGCCAUUAGGCUUGAGGUUGAUCGAAGGACUUCGUGGACAAGCUCUACAAGUCGCCAAAGGACUAGAUGUGAAGAAGCUGGCAACUGACGAUGGACCGACCUUGCUGGUGGACACGCUCUACAAAGCCUUCAAGCCUCGAAGAGAUCAAGAAGCUCGUGAGCUCUACAACGCAGGAGCUCAGACCAACGGUGUGUUGUCCAGGCAACCUACUGAAUCUAUGACGUCUUUCUGCCUGAGGAGACGGACUUGGUAUGCCAUGCUGCGCGACCUUGACGACUCCCUGCAGCUGCCUGACAACCUGUUGGCCGAGCAGACUCUGGUGUGCGCUGGGCUGAACUAUGAUCAUCAGCUGAUGAUCCGCACUGCACUUCAAGGACGAAUCACGGUCAACUCUGUCAUGGAUGAGUUGAUCGCUCAGCACAGCCGCAUCCACGAGAUCGAGGCGAGACGUGGUGGUGACUUCAGUCAUGGACGAGGACGUGGAAAAGGCAAUCGUUACCCCUCUCGAUUGCAGAAACCCUGGCAGUCAUACCACGCUGAAGAUGAUGGAGAAUGGCAUGGAGAAUCAUGGGACAACUCAUCGCAAUCGCUGGGUGGCUAUGAAGAUGAAGCCCAAUCCAGCUACUAUGGAUCGACGAUGAGCACCUAUGAUGGGGAGAACUACAACACUGAGGAGCACUACGAGGAUGCGGACCCCUACAUCGACUCCUAUGCCAAUCUUGUGGAGUAUGGCUUGGACGAGCACAACACCGAGGCCCUGGACUAUGCCGCCGAGAUCAUCCAAGCUGAAGGUGAGAUCUACUUCGCCCACAAGCGAGCACAACAUGCAGGACUUGCUGGAUUUGGAGGAUUCGUGGACAAGGGCAAGAGCAAAGGCAAAGGCAAAAGCCGUAUGACCAACGAUGAGAAGAAGGCAAGAAUCGAAGCUUUGAAGAAGCGAACUGUCUGUCGCCGAUGUGGACAGACAGGCCAUUGGUCUACGGAUGCUGUUUGUCCGAAGAACCGACAAGGUUAUGGCAAGGGAGCUGGACCGAACUCACCGACUUCUUCUGGAGGUGGAAGUCCGAAAGGUGGCAAAAGCCCUGGAAAAGGAUCUCCGAAGCCCCGCAUGGUCUACUUCACUGUGAAUGAGUACACUGGCUACAAUGGUGAUGGAUCGGAGAAUGCGGAGUCCUACAUGGCUGUCAACCCUACACCUGGUGGACGAGAGCUGACUGCUGAUGAGAUGUUGGAUCAAGCUCUUGCAGAACAUCAUGCAAGGCAAUUGGCUGCAGCUGCUGCCGCGACCAACCCUCAUGCUCUUCCUGGUGGACUUCCUGAACUACCUGUACAUGGUGGAGUACCUCAUCAAGCUGUUGCCCAACCUGCUGCUCUUCACCCUCAUGAACUGCCACCGGAUAUGCAGCUGGUGCAUCACCGUGCAGCCGAGCACUUGGUGCCAGUUCCUGAGGAUGACAUGGACUAUGACGACAUGACGCCUCCCUUCACUGCUUUUGGACAGCAAGUUGCUCUACAACCUGCACCGGCUACACCAAUGAGAAUGCCAACACCUGCAGCGACGAGCCCAACGCCCACUGCAAGAUCUACAUCUGCUGAGGUUUUCUCUACACCGCCUUCUGGACCUGCUGAACGUGAAUGUGAGCACAAGAGAACUACGAAGCAAGGAUCGAAUGCCCACACCUUGCGUGAGAAGUGCUUGGACUGUGGAAAGCUGCUGAAGUCUGAAGCAAGAGAAGCUGCCGCUUCCAUGGAGACAAGAGAUCGGAAUGAAUGCCCGCAUGUGAGAAAGGAUUUCCGUGGGACUACUGGCACGAGCUGGAAGUGGACAUGCAAAGACUGUGGAGAAUCCAGGACUGGCCACAAGCAACCUGGACAGACUGGAGAAGCUGCUUGGAGAGCUUAUGACACGUCGACGCCACCGUCGUUGCCUCCUAUGUCAAGCUCUGGCUACACUCCCAGUCCGGCUUCACCGCAUGCCACUGAUGAGCCAGGCCGGGUGAUCGAACUCAUGCAGAUUGCCAUCGGUGUCCAGUAUGACCUGACGAACCAAAAUCCCAUCGGUGCGGAGCAGCUGGAUGUGAUCUACAACAAGUGCCGGAAUCGAGUCUAUGGCACCAACUUUGACCCGACGGCAUCGAUGUCAAGAUCUGGAACUACAUCCCACCGAUUUUCUCCGACGACAGUGACUGCGACUUCACCACCGCGACCAAGAUCAACCGCUUCAUCGGCGCCGCCUUCACCGACGCCAUCAAGGACUUCUGUGGCAAGCAGUUCUUCCUAUGUGGCACGAGAUGUCAAGGCCGAGGAGCUGGAGCAAUGGGAAGAUGAGACACUCAAGAGUGGUGCGCACAGUGGAGUCCGAUUUGGAAUUGUCAGAAGUGGUGACCGACGCUAUUGCGCCUUCAUCGUCCAGAAGUACCAGACUGGUGGACUCAGAGAACCAAGCCUGAUCGAAUUUGCUCGCUACCUCAUCUUGAUGGAUCAGCGCCAAGGUGAUGCUUCCUUUAUGGCCAUACAUGGAGAAGGACUACCUGAAGACAGCAUGCUUGCAGUCAUUGACACUGGCUGCAACAACACCUGCCAUGGAUCAAGGUGGUUCGACUCCUACCAGAAGAUGAUGAACCUCGACAUCCCCUUGGAGCAGACCACCGGCAACUACUUGGGAGUUGGUGGAAAGAUCAAGGUGAAGGGACAGCGACGUAUUCCUGUGGUCUUCCAGCUGAAGGAUGGUGGAGAAGGACAUGGAACAAUUGUCUCAACGGAGCUGGAGGAGAGCGAUGCCCCACUUCUGUUGAGCACACGUGCACAACGAGCACUUGGCCUCACCAUCGACUUGGGCGACCAUGACGAGGAUGUCAACAUCUACAGCAAGACUAUGAAUGGAGAUUUGGAGGUGAUCAACCGCGGUGGACUACCUGCUCUUCGACUUCUUCCUGGUGAACAUCGAGAAGGAGACUACGUCUUCCACUCUGACGUGAACGAGACUCCUGUGUAUGUGGACACCGAGGAGGAAUCCACCAACGACGGCGAUUCACCAAAAGCUGAGAUUGAAGAGGAGGACACGCUGGGCUAUCUUUCCUUGGAGGAGUGUUCCAUCAAGGCCAUGACAAAGGGCCAGAAGAAGAAGCUGCAGCAAUCUUUGGAGACUGUGGAGAAGGAGGACGCAGCCUUGUGGUCUACUUUGAGAUCAGAGAAGCCAAUCAAACCUGGAGCUUCUCGACGGCUUUUGAGCCGUGGCUGUGGCACUUUCCUCAUGGAGAUCUUCGCAGGAGCUGCUACUUUGACUUGGAUGGCCGCUUCCUGGGGAUUGCCUGUGUCCGAACCCAUUGACUGCCUCUACAACUAUGACCUCCUGAAGCCCGCACAUCGAGCUGAGGUUGAACGAAGGAUUCAGGUUGAAGAUCCAUUCCUGCUGAGUCUUGCGCCCAUUUGUGGACCUUGGAGCACUAUGCAACGGAUCAACUUGGCACGUGGUGGAGAAACUCAAGCCAAGAUCUUGGAAGAUCGGAAGAAAUGGUACCCUGUGAUCCAAUGGAUCGUCAACUUGAUCAAGGACCGACUUGGCAAAGGUCGAGAAGUGAUCCUGGAGAGCCCGUACUAUGGACUUCUAUGGGAGCUCAAGUGCAUCGACGACCUCAUGGCCGAGAACCCGGAGAAUGCCCUGACCGGCGAGCACUUGGAACUGAUGCACAUUGACCAGUGCCAAUAUGGACUUCGAGACCCCAGCACAGGACUUGCUCUUCAAAAGGCAACUGGCCUUCUUACUGCAUCUGAAUGGAUGAAACUCCGACUUCAACGACGUUGUGGAAAAGACCAUCAACAUCGACCUAUUGAAGGCUCCAACAUCAGCAAGACUGCCGAACAAUGGCCUCCUGAACUUUGCGAACAAAUUCUUGGAGGAGCUCUGGAUGAGAUGAUCUAUGGCAACCUCAACAUGGCCUUCCCGGCGGAGCUGGAGGUUGAAGAACAUCAAGAACAAGGACCAUUGGAUGGAGUUUUCAAUCCAGAUGAUCUUGCUCCAAUACCAAAGCGACGAAGGACUGAUGACCCUGACUUCGUGAUGGAGGAAAAGAUGCAGGAGGAUGCAACUAUGGCUGACAUGCCUGAUGUGGCUAUGAAACAAGAAGAACAUCGACGACAGAAUUGGCUGAAACUGCCCAGAGAGAAGCGAUUAGCUCUGAGGAGACUUCACAACAUGACAGGCCACUGCUCUCACGCUGCGAUGACACGCAUGCUCAAGGCAUCUGGCAGCGAUCGAGAUGUGAUCCAAGCUGUGAAGUUCUUCCAAUGUCAAGUCUGCGCUGAGACUGCCAAGGAGGAGAAAGCCAAUGUCACCAAACCACCAAGGCCAGCGCACCAACAGCGUUUCAACUAUGAGGUGUCGGCUGACGUGUUUGAAGUACAUGAUGCCGCUGGAGCCCGACACAGCGUUCUUUCACUGGUGGAUGUUGCCACCAAAUUUCAUGUGGCUGGACGAGUUGGUGGUGGUGGUGUUCCUAGCUCAAGGAUCUGUGCCCAGAUGAUCAACACCACCUGGCUUUCAUGGGCAGGAGCGCCUGACUACUUCGUUUGUGAUCAAGGAGUACACAACAGAGGAAAGGUGGCACAUCUGCUUGAGGCCCAUGGCACGACCAUCAGACAAACUGCUGCCCGUGCGCCAUUUCAACUUGGAGUUGGAGAAAGACACGGAGGACUACUCAAGGAGAUCAUGAAGCGUGUGAUUCAUGAACGACAACUUCAAGGAGCAGAUGACAUCGCCGCACUUUGCAGCGAGGCCGCCAAGGUGAAGAACAGCCUGCUUAACCAUGCUGGCUACACGCCUUCCCAAUGGGUCAUGGGUUUCAUGCCCGAGGACAAGACAAGCAUUUUCAGCUGCGACUUCGAUGAGAACAUGGGUGUCCAUCAGAACUUGGUUUCAAUGGAGGAGGAUGAAAGGGGACCCCAAGAUGUUUUCCAGAAGCAGCUGUUGCUCAGGCAAUUUGCCAAACAGGCUUACAUGGAAGCCGACUCUUGUCAGAAGAUCCGCAAAAGUCUUCUGAGGAAAAGCGUUCCUAUGAGAGGACCGUAUCAACCUGGUGAUCUGGUUUCAUUCCUCAAGAAGGAUCGAUGGCUGGGACCUGCACGAGUUCUUGCAAACGAAGGACGAUCAAGUCUCUGGCUGGUGCACAAUGGUGUCACCGUUCUGGUUGCUGAGACAGCUUGCCGACCAGCAACAAGCCAGGAGAUUCUCAAGAAGCACGUCUUGGAGCUUCGCCCUUCACGCAAGCGGAAGCGCAUGCUCUACCUGGACGAGCUCGAUGAUGAUCCAAUGCCCUUCGACGAGGACUUGGUCACCGCCCAGAACCUACGUGAUCCAGGCCAAUCGCCAUAUGCAGAUCUACAAGAAGAUGAUUCAGGUCGGACUGUGGCACCCCGACUUGGUGCACCUGGACCAUCGGACAGCCUACAAGGUGGACUUUUUCAACAUGGUGGACUACCUGUACCUCCUGGACUUCCCGCACAAGCUGUUGGACCACCUCCUGGACUCGAUCUUCCAGAAGAGAUGGAUGGUGAUCCUGAAGUAUCAUCACCGGUUGCGGGACAACAGCAACAAGAAGUUCCCACCGCGGCGCAACCCAGUCCACCGGAACCAGAGGUCACUCCGGCAACAAGUACCUCUGCUGUCGCUGCCGGGCACACUCCAUUGCCAGCAGGUGAGCCGACAACGACUUCUUUAAGUCAGGCCCUGCGGAGGAGUCCGGAUCUGCUUGACGGCCAUUUUUCGAGAGGUUCACAGAACCGCUCCAUGUACAGCUUCCUGGCCAACCGCUCCGAGAACAAGAAGCGCAAGGUCAAGAAGAAACCACAGAAAGCUGGAGCCGGAAGAGAGCUGAACUUUGAGAAGGAAGACGACGCGGUGAAGAAGGAGCUGAUCCAAGCAAGGAUCAAGGAAUGGAACAAUUGGGUCAAGUACACCGACGUCAAGGCCAUUAGCAAGGAUGAGUUGGAGAAGCUGAAGAAGGACAACCCGACCUUGAAGGUCAUCCCAACGAGAUGGGUGGAUGUGAACAAGUCAGAGAUUGACGAGGAGCCUCGAUACAAAUCCAGGCUGGUUGUCCGAGGUGAUUUGGAAAACGCUACCUCUAUGAGGACAGAUUCUCCAACGGCAUCUACCACUAUGCUGAACUGCGUGUUCGCUCUUUCAGCUUGCAAGCGAACAUCCCUCCGAGCAGGAGACAUCUCUGCAGCCUUUCUUCAAGGCAGUACCCUCGACCGCAUCUUGGUACUCUCAAAGCCAAAGGGCGGAAUUCCCAGCGAUGAUGGGACCAUCAACUAUGAGGAGGAGUACUACAUCGUUUCUUCCACCGUCUACGGAACGAAAGAUGCUCCCCGAGGAUGGUUCAAGGUCUUGGAUGGGACUGUGAAGGAAGAAGGUUUCAAACAAGUGCCAUUUGAGCCAGCCGCCUACACCCUUUUGGAUGAUGAUGGGCAACUGGCAGGCAUGAUGGUUGUUCAUGUUGAUGAUAUGAUUUGGACUGGCAACCAGUUCAUCAUGGACAAGAUGGACCGUAUUUGCCAGAAGUUCAAGUUUGGCAAGCUGGAGAUUGACGAGUUCAGAUUUUGUGGAAGAGAUGUGAAGAGAACAGCUGAAGGCAUAUCCAUUACAUGCCCCACGCUGAUCGAAAAGGUCAAGCCCAUUUACCUUUCAGUUGGUGACAGGCGAGAACCUUCCAAGCCUGUGACAGAAGACAUCCGAUCCCAAUUGCGCAGCAUCAUUGGAUCCCUGGCAUGGCUUGCACGAGUGUGCCGCCCUGAUUUGAGCUACGCUGUCUGCCGCAUGCAGAGCACCGUGCACACUGCCACCAUGGACGACGUCAAGUACGCCAAUGGUGUUAUCCGCUACGCCCAGAAGACGAAGGCCAAGGGACUAUUCUAUCCAUCUGGCUGCUUUGACUUCAACAACCUCAGGAUUGUGGCCGUGCAGGACGCCUCCCACGCUGCUGACUUUGAUGUAAGUGGAUCGGGGAAAAGAUUGGGACAUCGCAGCCAAUCUGGCCGACUUCUCUUCCUGGCCGACAAGAGCUUUCAGACAUCCCGAAAAGGUAUCUUGCUACCGAUCGAAUGGCAUUCCACUGUCCUGAAGCGAGUAUGCCGCAGCACGCUACAGGCUGAAACACUCAGCCUACUUCAUGGAGCUGAAGAAGCUGACCACCUACGCUUCUCCCUCUAUGGACUAUGGCAUCCUGAUGGACGUGGACAAGAUUGGGAAGUGGCUGCCCAAGACGCAAUUGGCGUCGACUGGUUCACUGAUUGCCGAUCCCUGUGGGAGCAUUGCAAUCAAUCUGGUGCGAGCGUGGUCUCCGACAAGAGACUGGCCAUAGACCUCUCCCAAAUCCGACAACAUGUUUGGCGAGCACCUGGCGAACUGGUGGGCGACCCUCUCCUCACCGACCACAUCCCUGGAGAUGCUACAACCAGGCUUUUGUGGACGAGCACAGAUCGCAUGGUAGCAGACCCCUUAACAAAAGGGAUGAAGCAUGAUGGGCUGGAUUCAGUCAUGCGCGGCCAGUCAAUCGAUUUAACACCUACAAAACUUAAGGCAUGUGAAACUGAAGGUGACAUCCAGGUCAACAUAGGACUGGAAGUCACGCAACCUGUUGCGCGAGCUGCGCUAAGAAGGAGUUUGACACCAAAAUUGAGGUCAGGUGAGUUCCAAGGUCCGGCGGACGUUGAGCCGUUGAUUUGCGAGGAAGAUGUUUGCCCCAAAGAAGAGAAAGUGCUGAAGAAGGAGCUUCCCGACUUUUGCGAAGGAUCCGAGUGUACCGUCGACGAGUGCUGUGAUCCGAAGCCGAAAAGUGCUUCUCAGAUGUGGCUUGAUGCACUGGACCUGGGGGACAUGCAACGAUGA
This is a messenger RNA of Cladocopium goreaui, 8079 nucleotides long. The record is from the annotation of a GenBank genome assembly. Lineage: Eukaryota; Dinophyceae; Suessiales; Symbiodiniaceae.